Molecule: messenger RNA, 190 nt
Organism: Ostrinia furnacalis (Asian corn borer)
Lineage: Eukaryota; Metazoa; Arthropoda; Insecta; Lepidoptera; Crambidae
Product: small lysine-rich protein 1-like
Exons: 1
Coding region: 12-188 (58 amino acids)
Source: RefSeq, a predicted model, not a curated record
AUAAAUAAAAAAUGGCCGACGACAAUGAUGGAGCCAAAAAAGGAAAAAAGAAGUCCAAAGAGAUGGACAUUCUAAGUCCUGCGGCGAUGGACAACGCGUACUACGGGUGCCACAAUGUGCAAGAAUUGCUUGAAGCACGCGGCUAUCAAGCGCCAGGAUUUGAUAAGAAGAAGAAGAAAGGAAAGUAAAC